Messenger RNA from Serpula lacrymans var. lacrymans S7.9, 812 nucleotides. RefSeq lists its product as uncharacterized. The coding region runs from base 5 to 664 and encodes 219 amino acids. Lineage: Eukaryota; Fungi; Basidiomycota; Agaricomycetes; Boletales; Serpulaceae. The transcript has 4 exons. The record is from RefSeq and is a predicted model, not a curated record.
GGAUAUGAUGCGAAAAGUGCGCACUAAUGAGGGCUGGAUUGGCUUUGUGCCUUCCCUUGCUUUUGCAACCGUCAUGACCAUGGCUGGUUUGGAUAUGACUAGUUUUCUGGAAUAUCUUGAAUGGCAACGCUGGGACACUCUUGGCUGUCUGUACAUACUUCUGUUUGCCGCGAUCAAAGUGAUGAUUUAUGUGGUGGCUGCCGUAAUUGAGAAUCGCGCAAUAAACACUCGGUUUACCCUCCCUACAUUCUCGCCUAGAUACGCCCUCUUUGUUCUGCUAACCCCUGCGGAAUGUGCCCGACCUCGGCUUCUCUUCGCUCCUGGCCUGAUACUUGCACAAGCGCUGUCCAUGGCUUACAUUGUGACGGCGUUCGCGUUCCGUGGGUUCCUCGUUCGUCUUGUUGAGCUGCGCCAGCGCCAGUCUGGUGAUACGGUAUCGAUUGUGCUGUUCAUCGCACUGUAUAUUGUGACAUUGGUUUGCGAUACCAUGAUUCUAAGCCCGCUUGAGGUGGCCACUGUGCGACUUGCGUUGCAGAGGAGCACCAGUGAAGAACUGUCGCCAGUCGUUGUUCCGAGUGAUGGGGCACCUGACAAGGCUGGCGAUGAAGUGAAAGGUGGGCUUGCCAGGUUAGUUCUGCAGUUGACUUAUAUCACGCGAAGCUGAUGGAGGCUGAGGGAGACACCCUACAGUGGACUUGGUGACUGUCUGAAGCGGAUAGUUGAGGAAGAGGGGUGGGGAAGACUGUAUCGGGGCUGGGCAUUGACUAGUUUCUGGGGCAGGAUGUAGUAGUAUAUUUUGUUGGAGGCGUGGG